Molecule: messenger RNA, 1023 nt
Organism: Symbiodinium natans
Lineage: Eukaryota; Dinophyceae; Suessiales; Symbiodiniaceae
Source: the annotation of a GenBank genome assembly
AUGGCUGAGAUCACGGCUGCCUCCUGCGAGGACGAGGAGGGAGACUCGCAUCGCAGCGCCUCCUCGCGCACGGCUUCCCCGGAGGAAGUGACCACCACGGCGGCCGCAUCGGCUCUGGCGCCCGGUCGCGCAGAGCCCGUGGCCAGGGAUGCCCGCCGGGCCCAGCUGCGUGUGGAGCCCGUUGCGAGGCCUCUGGAGCGACCUGCGGCCAAAGUCUCCUUCCGUCCGCCCGAGCGACAGCCUGUAAGGUCGAGCCCCGCGGCUCCCUCGACGGGCCGGCCGGUCGUGGCCCCCUCGGUAGACGCCGCGGAGGAUGCAGAGAGGCCCUUGCGCCUGCGCAUACAGAGCCUGGAGACCAGGGUGGAGACCAUGGAGAAUCACAUCAAGCGCCUGGAGGCAAAGCUGAGCCGCGAGCUCGAGGACUGCCGGAAGACCCAGGCGGCGCAGGCUGCGCAGGCCUCGCAGGCCUCGCAGGAGGAGGUGUGGGACGAGAUGUCGGCGAGGCUCCGCUUGGAGGUGGCGACGCAGGCUGCCCGCCUGGCCUCCAAGACGGAGGAGCAGCUGGCAUCUGCGGAUCGGCAGCUGACAGAGAUACUCAGCAAGGCGCAUGCGCUGCUUCAGCAAACUGCGGCCCAAGUCGAGGAGCAAUGCAUGUCCAGGCUGUCGCGACGUAGCAGCCAGCUCUUGCAAGAGAUGAAGGGGCUUCAAGGCGCCUUCAUCUCGGAGCAGAGGCGCCCCGCCCCCAGCAGAGUCGUGCCUGAGGAGGUACCGGUCUCGCCCCGGUAUCCAGGACUCUGGCCAACAGACUGGCAGGGCCACCCAGCGCAGCCCAGCGACACGCCCAGGGCCCCCAGCCAGGUCUUCCAGAGCGAUGCAAGGUACUGGGAGGGCCCGCAGGUGCCUCCCAUCAUGACCUCGGGUCGCGCCAUCCACACUCCCAGGGCGGAGGUGACCUUGCUGGAGCCCAUCGGCCGAUCAAGUCGACCUGGUCAGGAGCCCCUGACCUCCAGUGCAGGUUGGUGA